Messenger RNA from Kockovaella imperatae, 1167 nucleotides. RefSeq lists its product as hypothetical. The record is from RefSeq and is a predicted model, not a curated record. Lineage: Eukaryota; Fungi; Basidiomycota; Tremellomycetes; Tremellales; Cuniculitremaceae. The coding region runs from base 1 to 1167 and encodes 388 amino acids. The transcript has 7 exons.
AUGGCUUGGGCGUGGUCAACAUUAUUGUUCAGGAUAGAUGUCAUCUUUACAUCUGGAUUCCCGAUAUUCUUCUGGAAUCGACCAAGAUGGAGUACAAAUGAGAUACCGGAUCAGACUGGCAGGGUUGUCCUCGUCACCGGCGGCAAUUCCGGGACGGGUUACGCAACGUGUAAAGCUCUUUAUGAGAAGGGAGCAACCGUUUACCUAGCUUGUCGGAGUCCAGAGAGAGCGGAGGAAGCUAUACAAGACAUCAAGAGGGGUGUGACUUAUAAAUUGACUGGGAAGGUGUAUCCGGAAAACGCGGAGCGGACUGAGGAGAAGAGGAAAGGCACGGGAUCUCUCGUCUUCAUGGAGUUGGACCUUGCGGACUUGUCGAGCAUUAAGCGGUUCGUGGAAGAGUUCAAGCAGAAAGAACAGCGGCUCGAUGUCCUCUUUGCCAAUGCGGGUGUCAUGGCGUCUCCAGAGGGCAUGCGAACCCAGCAGGGCUACACCCUUCAGUUCGGGACAAAUUGUCUCGGACAUCAAUACCUCAUCUCUCUUCUUCUGCCAUUACUACAAUACACUUCCAGUUCAAAUCCUCAAGCACUCAGCCGUGUCAUUCUGGUCUCCUCAGCAGGUCAUGGAAUGGCUCCAAGGGGCGGCUUCAAACCUGAGAGCGUGAUGCCAGACUAUCCUCAAGGCGGGCCAUCAUGGCGAGAUAGCACAUACGGAUCUCUAGACAAUGGAUCAGAAAAUGAUGGAGAGCCGCGUAGAGGGAAGCACGAGCUCCAGCGUUGGCUAGAGUACGGCCAGAGUAAAUGGGGCGGCGUCGCGCUCGCUAGGUGGCUGCAUUGGACCUAUGGACCGGUGGAAGGGAGGGAAAAGCCAGAAGUGCUUAUGUUGUAUCAAUCAGGCAUGGUAGCUACCAACCUUGCGCAGCAUAUUUCCUUGACACCGUACAUUGUACGAUUCGCUCCCUGGGCGGUGGGUCUGAUAACACGUCCACCGAGUGAUGGAGCUUUGAACCAAAUUUGGGCUGGGACUUGUCCAGAGCAGACGGCCAGGAACCUGAGUGGGCAAUACUUGGUCCCUUUCCUUAAGGUCGGCAGAGCAAGACCAGAUCUGGACGAUCUCGAACGUGUCAAAUGCGUUUGGGAUUGGUGUUCCGAGCAGACCGAGGGCUUCUGA